Messenger RNA from Aspergillus sclerotioniger CBS 115572, 1740 nucleotides. RefSeq names its product NAD(P)/FAD-dependent oxidoreductase. The transcript has a single exon. NCBI's taxonomy places the organism in Eukaryota, Fungi, Ascomycota, Eurotiomycetes, Eurotiales, Aspergillaceae. The record is from RefSeq and is a predicted model, not a curated record. Gene Ontology annotation, molecular function: oxidoreductase activity. Gene Ontology annotation, cellular component: cytoplasm. Bases 480 to 1664 code for a protein of 394 amino acids.
CACGGUUGGUACUUGGGAAACUACAAGUGAAUUCCAGCAGUUUUGGUGAGAUGCUUUCUGCCGCGUGGGCGGGAUACACCGCUUUUCCCGUGAGUCACAACACCUGACUAUGCCUCAGGCAGCAAGGGUCCUUGCACCCCUCUCUCCUCUCUCUCUCCUCUCCCUCUCCUCUCCCUCUUCUCUCUCCAUCUUCACAACUCCCCUGAGUCGCGAGGUUCUUCAAAUAUACCUCAACUAUGACAUCACUCCAUUCUUCCUAACAUCCCGCCGGAUCUCUCCGACGGAUGCGGGUGGGUUUUGUCUCAAACUGAGCUUAACUAACGCUAUAUAUAGUUCCAGAGUCAUGCUAUACGAGGCGACUAUCCAGCAUGAACCCGCAAAGCAUACGCGGCGGUCUUGGCUUCCAUGGGUAUCGAGUCAUCAUAUAUACCACCCAUGGCCCCAAUACCUAACCGACUCACACUCAGAACAUUGAUACCAUGGAGUCUUCAUAUACCGCUGACAUCGCCAUUGUUGGGGCUGGCAUCGUUGGAUCGGCCCUGGCGUACUUCCUCUCCCUCUCCGGCGAUGACAGGAAAAUCAUCCUCAUCGACCGUUCCUUGACCCCACUCAAAGGGUCCACAGGCCAUGCACCCGGUUUCGUUGGUCAAUACAAUGACUCCGAGGUCCUCACCCACCUGGCCAAAGACACCGUCCGCGAGUAUACAAAGAUCCCUGGUGGCUUCGACACCGUUGGUGGGCUGGAAGUUGCGACAAGCCUCACGGGGGCCGAGCGUCUGAAACGCCGACAUGAUUCAGCCAGAAAAGCCGGCCUCCCUACUGAACUGAUCUCCCCCGAGAAAGCAACGUGUCUGGCGCCUGCCCUUAUUAAGGGAGACGUCACGGCUGCGCUACACUUCGCGAGCGAUGGCGCUGCCAAUGCUACCAGAAUCACCACGUUCUAUCAGGACGAGGCACGCACCCGAGGAGUCAAACUUCUUGAGGCAGAUGUCACGAAGGUCCACCAUGCCAAUGGUCGCGUGACCGGGGUGACCACUUCGUCGGGUCUCGUUAGCGCCCAAACCGUCAUCAUCGCCACCGGAAUCUGGGCCCCAGACCUCUGCGACUUUGGCAUUCCCAUCCCAAUCGUGCCAGUCGCACACCCAUACAUGUAUGGCGAAUACCACGAGCCAAAGUCGCUUAAGGCGCCCUGGGUCAGAUGGCCCGAGCAUCAUGUCUAUGCUCGGGACCAUGGCACGUUCUAUGGACUGGGAUCGUACGACCAUCAACCGAUUGCUCAGCAGCCCCAAGAAAUCGCCAUUGGAGAAUGGAUUCAGCACUUUGAUGCGACGUUGGAUUAUGCAUUGCGCUUUAUCCCAGAGGAGACCAAGUUAAUUCCUAGGGAAACGUUCAAUGGUAUUUUCUCCAUGACGCCAGAUAAUAUGCCACUGGUGGGUGCGAUCCCAGGUACCGAUGGUUUGUAUCUCGCUGCUGCGGUCUGGGUUACGCAUGCGGCUGGGGCUGCUAAAUUCUUGGCUGGGAUGAUGAAGGGCGAGGAUGUUGAUGACGGCCUGAGGAAGGCGUUGGAUCCGAGCAGAUUCCAGGGACGGGAUAUUGAGGAGCUGACGCGGGAGUCGCUGGACGGAUACAACCAGAUCUAUAAGGCUGCGACGGCUUCUCAAUAGGUGUAUUGAGAUGGUAUUAGAAACAAGACAGUUGGCGAAAGUAACCAUUACUGUUCAAGAGCUUCUCCACAGUUGU